AUGGUGGUAGGGGUGGAGCAGGGUCGAGCCCCUAACCCCAUAGCGGGUCUCCAACCCCAGGGGCGUGACUCAGUUUACCGCUCUAUUAAUCCUUGGAGUGUGGACAGGGGGCCCUCAUCCAGUCCAGCCAUGAUCCUGUUCUGUCUGCUGUGGGGAUGCGUUUUCACCGCAGUCCAUAUGAAACCAUCCAUUUCUUGUGAGGAAAAGCAGUACUUGGUGAAUGGGCUGUGCUGUAAGAAGUGCUCUCCAGGAACAAAGCUGGUCACUGACUGCACUGAGGACAGUGAAACCCAAUGCAAGCCUUGCGAAGAGGGAGAGUUCCAGUCUUCCUGGAACCAUGAUAAAUAUUGCCAUCAGCACAAAUACUGUGAUUCCAAUUUGCACCUCCGGAUUCAGAAGGAAGGCUCCUUGGAAAAAGACACCAUCUGCAUCUGCACAGAUGGCCUUCACUGCACUAGCCCAGAGUGUGAGAGCUGUAGCAACCAUAGUCCCUGUCAGCCAGGCUUUGGUGUCAAUCAAGCUGGCACAGGUACUACUGACACCAUCUGUGAACCUUGCAAGAAAGGCUUCUACUCCAACGUGUCCUCUGCUUUUGAACGGUGUCUUCCUUGGACCAGCUGCGAAGCCCCAGGACUGAUGAAAAUUCAGGAGGGGACAGAUAAAACUGAUGUACUCUGCCAGCUGAAGGAUCAAAAUCCAGAUCGAAUGAGUCUCCUGGUGCUGAUCCCCAUCAUAGUAGGAAUUGUUUUUGCUGUCAUCACCUUAUUGUACUGGAAAGGUCUGGGUUUCAAGGAGCUGAAGAAGAACAAGGUUCUGCAGCUUAUGGAGAAAGAGUCCCAGGAGCGCCCCCAAAGAGAGCAUCCCCAGGAGAAUGAUGAGGAUCCCUUCCCGGUGCAGGAAACCUUACUUCGGGGCCAGCCCGUCACCCAGGAGGAUGGCAAGGAGAGCCGCAUCUCAGAGCAAGAGGGACAAUGAGAGGCUGCUAGGGCCAGAGCCAGCUCUGGGAUGGAGGUUCAGGACCUCUUGAGGUGGGGGGAAGAAGGCCCUGGGGGAUGGAGAGCUGCUGUCCUGGGGAGAGAGGAGGAAGCACUUGGGGGCUGCCUGCUUCCUGUCUGACCCUUGAAAUGCUCACUCAGCAGGUCCUCAGACUUUUCCUCCUUUGCAAUGACUUUGACAUUUCCAGACCCCAGAGUUUCUCUCUUGGUCCUACUGCCUUGGCAUAAAGAAAGGGGUGUGGGGGGGAAAUGGCCAAUUAUCAGAGAAGGAAUAUCCACUAGCAGGAUCCCACCCUCCCACCCCCAAGCUCUGGCCUGAAGCCACAGAGAGGAUUCUCCUGAAUACACACUGCCCACAAAACCCUUUGGAGCCCAAGACUGCUCCUUCUGACCCCUUCCAGGCAGAACAAGGUAAAAGCUUUGCCUUUUCCCAUCCAUUCGAGGCUGGGCCCAUUACCCAGGGGUCUUUCCCUCAGCCAGUGGCUAUGGCUGCCGCUGCUGGGUACAGUAGUGCCCUGUUCCUCACCUUCAGGGAGAACAUCAGGAUAAAAAUAUACCAUCCCAUUAUCUUCCCGCAGCGCCAGCUGAUGGGGAAGCAGACAGGAGGAGCAGAUGGAACAAAAGCCAAGGGAGCAGAGAGGAAGGGGGCAGGGCAGCGGGAAGCCCCAUCUCACCCAUGCUGGCCAGGCACAGAUGAGGUGAGGGGUCAGGCCAGAGUCAAUCUCUAAGGGGGUCACGAUCACAGAAAAGUAGGAUGUGGCCGGGGUUUGGACACAUCUCCUGGAAUGCUCUUGGGGUUGGCUUCUCUAAGUGGUUUGGGACUGAUUAAAUAAAACUUGGAAGAACAA
Molecule: messenger RNA, 1843 nt
Organism: Gracilinanus agilis (Agile Gracile Mouse Opossum)
Lineage: Eukaryota; Metazoa; Chordata; Mammalia; Didelphimorphia; Didelphidae
Gene: CD40
Product: CD40 molecule
Exons: 10
Coding region: 1-975 (324 amino acids)
Biological process (GO): CD40 signaling pathway; B cell activation; immune response-regulating cell surface receptor signaling pathway
Cellular component (GO): external side of plasma membrane; CD40 receptor complex
Molecular function (GO): signaling receptor activity; antigen binding; protein binding
Source: RefSeq, a predicted model, not a curated record